AUGGCCAGUCCAGUGGACGUGUCCCCUGCAGGCCAUGCCAGUGGGUUGGGUCCCCACCGGAGAAAGAGGACUACCUUCAGCAGAGGGCAGCUGCUGGAGUUGGAGCGGGUGUUUGCAGCACGGCCUUACCCCGACAUCGGCACCCGUGAGCACCUGGCCCGGGUCACCUGCCUUCCUGAGGCCAAGAUACAGGUGUGGUUCCAGAACCGCAGAGCCAAGAGAAUCAAGAGUAGGAAGCCAGGAGGCCUAAGUCCCAGGCCCGAGCCUCCCCAGAGAUCCCUUCCUCUUCCGGACACCAUCCAGCAGUCCUGGGAGCCCCGCACCCUUGGCCAGCCUCCACCCUCCAACAGCACAGCUCAGUGUGCCUCUGUGUGUCGACAUGCCUCCUGUCCAGCUCCUGGCUUGGGUUCAGGGCAGGGCUGGGUAGGGGCUAAAGCUACGGCCCCAUGGGGACCGGCUGGGGCUUCAGGGGUCCAUGUCUCUUCAGAGCGAGCUGCUCCCCAGACCUCACUGGGCAGCCUGUCUGACCUCAUCUAUGCCUCGGCAAUUGUCACCAACCCGGACCACUCCUAAUCUAGGUCUAGAACUUGCAAGUCCCUUCCUCUGGCUCCUGUAGCCCAUCCUGCCCCUUAAGACUGAACACACCAGAAGCGGAUCCCCUGCCCUCUCCUUUUACACGAGGCAGUUCUCUUAUGGGAAGAAAGAUUAGCUCAGGGAUCCCUCUCUCUGCUGUCCUCCAGCCCAGCCUAGAUGCGGGUGCUAUGGAGUGA
Globicephala melas (long-finned pilot whale) is the source of this 770-nucleotide messenger RNA. It is a transcript of the gene SEBOX, whose product is annotated as SEBOX homeobox. The record is from RefSeq and is a predicted model, not a curated record. Gene Ontology annotation, molecular function: DNA binding. Lineage: Eukaryota; Metazoa; Chordata; Mammalia; Artiodactyla; Delphinidae.